Closterium sp. Yama58-4 is the source of this 465-nucleotide messenger RNA. The record is from the annotation of a GenBank genome assembly. NCBI's taxonomy places the organism in Eukaryota, Viridiplantae, Streptophyta, Zygnematophyceae, Desmidiales, Closteriaceae.
AUGCGGUCGACCAUCCAGCUGGUGUCCAACCAGACGGUCCUCUCCUCAUUUGCCCAGUUUUACUCUAACCACUUCAAAUCUGAACAGCUAUACAUCGAUCGGAAUGCAACCAUCCUCAUUCCCACCAACGUCGGCUAUUGGCGCUUCGAAACCCAAUGGGACACCCUCACCCGCAGGCAGAGGCGCCGGUUACUACGUUACCACAUUCUCAAGGGGCGUUACACCGCGAAGCAGCUCCUGAAUGCGGCUCCGCUCACACUCUUUCCAACUCUCAAUUUAAACUUGCCGCUAAACAAGACUCUCAAGCCAAAUGAAGUGUAUUUCCAGUCAGUCCCGGCGACGAGGUUUGUGUCGCCGCUGAGCGUGCCGAAUGCAGGGCUGACGGAUAAUUUCGCUGCGCAUGGAGUGACGAUGGUCCUCCUGCCGCCCAACCUUAACUGCACCUGGUCAUAUUGCAGAGGUUAA